CCCCUCAUGACGAUUAUCCUUUCCAGGCUAUCACGACAUUUCUCCAACCUACCUCCCGUCUAUUUUAACAGCAGCUUGGAACCGUCAUUCACCACACCAUGGCAAGCCCAAAGACUAACCGCCUCAUCCUCGGUCUCAUGACCAUUGGACCAGACACCGAACUCGGCGCCCGCAUAACCUCUCUCGACACCUACAAGCAAUGUCUCGAUUACCUCUCUAAAAAGGGCUACCACGAGCUCGACACCGCAGGCUCCUACGUCGGCGGCAAACAAGAGGCCUUCACACGCGACGCCGAUUUCCGCUCGCGCGGCUUCGAAAUUGCGUCAAAAGUAUACCCCGUGCAGCCCGGCGACCAUGAACCCGAAAAGCUCCGUUCGAAAUGGCUUGCCAGCCUGGAGAAGCUCGGCGUCGACUCCACAGACAUACUGUACCUGCACGCCCCGGACCGCGCCACGCCCUUCGAGACAACCCUUGAGUGCGUCAACCAGCUGUACCAGGAAGGCCGCUUCAAGAAGCUCGGCCUGAGCAACUACGCCGCCUGGGAAGUCGCCGAGAUCGUCGGCAUCUGCGAGCGCCGCGGCUUCGUCAAGCCCGCCAUCUACCAGGGCAUGUACAACGCCAUCACGCGCGCGCUGGAAGCCGAGCUGCUGCCCUGCCUGCGCAAGUUCAACAUUGAUCUGGUCAUCUACAACCCGCUCGUAGGCGGGCUGUUCUCGGGGAAGUACUCGACGUUGGAUGCGCCGGCCGAGGGGCGCUUCUCCGACAAGGUGAACUACGGGAAGAUGUACCGGGAGAGGUACUUCAAGGAGUCGGUGAUAGACGCGCUGGCGCUCGUGGAGCCGGUCGCGAAGGAGCAUGGGGUGCCGCUGAUCGAGGUGGCGCUGAGGUGGUGUGUGCAUCAUAGCAAGCUUAAGAUGCGCAGUGAGGGCGGGAAUGACGGGGUUAUCAUUGGUAUCAGCUCGUAUGAGCAGCUGGAGCAGAAUGUCGAGGCUUUCGAGAAAGGACCGCUGCCACAACCUCUGGUCGAUGUGUUGGAUAAGGCAUGGGAGCGGACCAGAGGCGAUGCGGUUACGUACUGGCGGUAGCUUGGAUUGCGGCUGUAAGCCAAGGCGGGCCUCACCGAAGCAAAUGCAAAGCUUGUUCGUUCGAUGAGAAAUUGUGUCUAGCAUGGUGAUCAGCUGUCUUAGCAAAUCACUGUUGGCCGGUGGAAGUCCGCAUGGGAGAUUGAAAGCUGUAAGUUUCAUGUCAACACCAAUCACAC
Paraphaeosphaeria sporulosa is the source of this 1261-nucleotide messenger RNA. RefSeq names its product putative aflatoxin B1-aldehyde reductase GliO-like protein. The transcript has a single exon. Lineage: Eukaryota; Fungi; Ascomycota; Dothideomycetes; Pleosporales; Didymosphaeriaceae. The record is from RefSeq and is a predicted model, not a curated record. Bases 99 to 1085 code for a protein of 328 amino acids. Gene Ontology annotation, molecular function: oxidoreductase activity.